CACUUGUAGUUUAUGAAAUCCCACCCACACUGUCAGUCUAGUGAACUCUGGUAAGCCUGCCACAGCAGAAACACGCUCCCUCUCGUCUAACUCUCGGUUAUAGUCGCGCUUAUGGCGAGUUAUUCCUGGUUAUCUCACCAUGCUGCUCUGAUGCUGCUCUUAAUUAACUGGAGGGAGGGGAUGCAUUGCAUUGGACUUUCAGUUGAUCCUCCUGGGGACCUUGCAGUAUUAGAUCCUGGUCAUCUUGGAUAUUUGGAGAUUACAUGGAGCCCCCCAGCCAGCUUGAUCAACAGGGCAGAGUGCCCAAAACUGUAUCAGCUGGAGUACUUCAACACAUAUGAAAACAGCUGGACUGUCAUCAGGACAGUUAGGAGGACAUACACGGCCCAGUUUGAUCUGAUGAAAGAUGUUAGAGUGAGAGUAUACACCUUACUGAGUGGACCCUGCACCAAUGGCACUUUGGUCAAGAGCACAAGCUACAUUGAACUGGUGCAGAAAUCUCCCAGUACAGGCCUUGUGGGUACCGCAGUCAAAGAUUUUGUCUGCGUGUUCCAUAACAUGGAGUACGUGACGUGCAACUGGGGGGGAGGCCCAAAAAUGCCAGCCAACUCACAGCAAACUCUAUAUUUCUGGCACAAGGAGCUGGGACAAACACAGGAAUGCCCAAAAUAUACCAUUUCAAACGGAGUCAGAAGUGGCUGCAACUUCACAGGGACAUUUUUCCCAGAUUUUACUGAUAUCAACUUCUGUGUAAAUGGCUCCUCUCCUGAAGGGCCCCUGAAACCAACAUACAUCUCCCUGCAAAUCCAAAACCAGGUGAUGCCCGCAACCACACAGAAGCUGCAUCUGCAAACAGGUCCCAAUGCGCAGCUGGAGGUACACUGGGAGCGUCCUGCGGGUAGGGUUCCUGGAAACUGCUUAGAAUGGGAGGUGAAACACAAUCAAGAGCGACCUGAUGGAAAAACAUCAACGCAGCAGAUAACCAAAAAGACGAUCCUGACUCUGCCCUCUGUCCAUGACAAGCAGAGAAACUGCUUCAGGGUUCGUUCCAGGUUGCAUAAGUAUUGUGUACAGAGAAGCUUUUGGAGCAACUGGAGUCAUGAGAUAUGCCAUCCAGAGGAGAAACAAACUUCUGCUGAACCCAGAUGGGACAUGGUUCCACUGUAUGUAUAUACUGCUGUUGCCAUCAUUGCCAUACUGGUUCUGUCACUGUGUGUGUGGGCAGCACUCAAAGUGAGAUCAAGGCAAGUGAAGAAGCUAGACUCUCACACCACCUUUUUUGCCAAAAGUUCAGCUCUUUCAGUGGCAGAGACCUAAAAAGACAACAGAACCUGCAAUUUUCAUGUCUCUCAAAAGGCCCCACUCACAGAUGUUUUAUUUUUGCACUUUGCCUCUCUCAUUUUUCAGGGUCCCUGAUUGAAAAUCACAUAAUGAAGCUUUUAAAAAUGCCACAUCGUCAACUGAUUGUAAACUACUGGCUACUGUGGGUUAUUUACACACACAAAAAGUCACACUUGUUACAACUUGUAUUAUUUGAUGUUUGUUUUUGCCAAAACACUUGCCAACUGAUUCAGUCAGAAGGAAUUACUUUACCAAUUACUGGUUUUGUGGGAAUUAGUUUUUAAUAUUCCAUUAUUUGCCAGAUCUCUUGCCAGUUGAUGUUAUCAACACAGGGUCAUUUAAUGUUAAUGAGAAAUUACUCUUUCUAUGGAAGUCCAUUUUACAUUUUUGGUUUAACUGUUUACUUUUGGCCUCAACCCAUGAAAGUUUGCUCAGAGAACAAAUAUUUUAUUGCCAUGUCUAUGUCCAUCAUACAGGGAUAACAUGUACAAUGGUGCUAUGUCAUUACUGCAUGCUUCAACGCAGUGAAGUCCUACAAUGAGUUUAAAAUUAUAUUCAGUGGGAUUUUUUUAUGUAACAAGUUAAUACAGAAUCAAAGAGUGUUUCAAUGCCACAGCGUCUUGCCAGUUUUAGCUAUCUUUUUUUUUUUUUAACUCAACAUGACUACAAAACUGUUUAUGUAACUGUUUUUUUGUACAAACUAUGCCAAAAUGCCUCAAUAACAUGAUAUAUUACA
This is a messenger RNA of Scomber scombrus (Atlantic mackerel), 2077 nucleotides long. RefSeq names its product interleukin 13 receptor, alpha 2 (gene il13ra2). Gene Ontology annotation, cellular component: external side of plasma membrane. The transcript is spliced from 10 exons. Bases 112 to 1317 code for a protein of 401 amino acids. Gene Ontology annotation, molecular function: cytokine receptor activity; protein binding. Lineage: Eukaryota; Metazoa; Chordata; Actinopteri; Scombriformes; Scombridae. The record is from RefSeq and is a predicted model, not a curated record. Gene Ontology annotation, biological process: cytokine-mediated signaling pathway.